AUGGUCCUGGGCUUGGAUUGCUUUGGUUUUAUGGCGAGGAAGGCGCCAGAGUCAUCUAAGCAGCAAGAAGCUGGAGAUGCGAAGAAAAAGAAGGACGCGGCAGAAGAAGCAUCCCGGGAGGCCAGUGAGAAUAAGGGUGAGAAGGCUGUAGAGAAGAACAAGAAGGGGAGAGGAACAGGGUCCCCCGUCGUGGUGCCUCACUUCCCUAGCCGUUCUACCCCUGCCUUGAUCUAG
Messenger RNA from Miscanthus lutarioriparius, 234 nucleotides. NCBI's taxonomy places the organism in Eukaryota, Viridiplantae, Streptophyta, Magnoliopsida, Poales, Poaceae. The record is from the annotation of a GenBank genome assembly.